This is a messenger RNA of Gilbertella persicaria, 1249 nucleotides long. RefSeq lists its product as uncharacterized. The record is from RefSeq and is a predicted model, not a curated record. NCBI's taxonomy places the organism in Eukaryota, Fungi, Mucoromycota, Mucoromycetes, Mucorales, Choanephoraceae. The transcript has a single exon. The annotation marks the transcript as partial.
AUACACAUUCAAUGAAACUUAGCUUGAUUUCUAUCCUUGCCUUGGCGGGCAUGGCUGCUGCUGCUACAAUCCCUGAAGCUUCAUCACAAGGUUUUCUUGAGCGUUUACUCCAUGUUGACACUGAAGCUAUCAAUGAUAACCAAAUGGCCAUGUUGGCUAGAAUUAAAGAAGCUCAAGCAUCUGAAGACCUGUGUGUCAAUGCUGAAAACAAGAUGUUAUGUACCAUGGAUUCCCUUGUCAAGAGCAUUGCUGCUGAAUUAGAAAGCUAUGGUAUUCCUAACGCUCCUAGUGAAAUCGAUACUGCAAAAUUUGAUGAAGUCCUCGGCCGCUUAUUAGGUGUUGUUGAUCCUGCCGUAUUUGGCAAUUACCAAGCCUAUGUGGUGAACAUGUUGCCUGAUUCUUUCCCUCAUGAUGAAUUUGUUGCUUCCAACACAGACGAAAAUAGUUUGUUCAUCAAGAUCGCCGAUGAAAUGUACAACAUUUUCCAAAAUGUUCCCAACUUGACCUUGUCAAAACUUGUGGCUCCUUUCUUGGUGACCAACCCUGAAGCAAAAGCAAAGGCUAUUCACCAACUGAUUCAAAACUUGUCUAUUGAUGAAAAGGCCAUUUCUGAAACUGCCGCUUUUAAGGAAGUCAAGGAUCUUAUUGAUAAGAAGGUUGCUGAAUCAAAGGAAAAAGGUGAAGAAGCUGCUAUGGUUGAUUUGUCUUAUGAAGGUCUUUUGGAUUUGAUGCCUAAGGCUGAUGUGACUGAAGCUGCUUCUAAGCCUGCUGCUCCUGCUGUUGCUGAAGGAUCCAUCAAGGCUGCUGCUCUUGAAGUUUCUGCCAAACCUGCUGCUGCUAAAAAAGAAGCUGCCAAGGACGAAGAAGAAGAAGAAGUUGAUGAAGAAGUUGCUGAAUUAAUGGCCGAUGCUGACGCUAUUGAAGCUGAAGUCUCUAUUGUUAACAUCGAUGAGGAAGAGGAAGAAGAAGAAGAGGAGGAGGAGGAGGAAGCUGCAGAAGAAGCAUCUCAAGCUCCUGAACCUGCUCAACUUCUUGAUAUUGCUCAAGUAGAUGAAAAGGGUAUUGUUAUGCGUGCUGUCUUGAGAACUACUCUUGGUGAUGUAUUGGAUGCUGUUCUUGGUCUUGUAGGUGAUAUUGGUAAACUACUAGGCAAUGUUGGUGUCGAUAUUGGUGCCAACAUUUCUGUGGGCGGUAAGUAAUAAUCUCCUUCAUCUUUCAAUUCAAUAAACUAUAUCCCUUUUUCAAACUG